AUGUAUAGACCAACGGCUAAAAAUGAAUGGUGGUUCUGCGGGACUCUCACCGUCCAAGCUCUUAUAACCAUCGCGCUUGAAGCGUAUAUCCUCGUGGAAUGGGAAUUAUGGGUAACCCCCAACAUCACCCAAGUCCCCGUCUCCUACCUCGUCCCGAUAGGCAUGGGGAUCCUGGUAUUCGCCUGUGUCUAUGAAGUAAUCCUCGCGCUCGAUGCCAUACACAACAAGAACAACAUCCUCCUGUUCGCAAUCUGCGUAUCCAACGUGUGCAGUAACAUCUUCGCUGUGAUGCGGUGCAUCUCGAUGCAAAACACCACCGCCGGGCUGUUCGCGGGGAGCGCGGAGUCGAUUCCUGCGUUGGUGAAUUCUUCCUGGAAUGUGUGGCCGAGGAUUCAGCCGGCCGAGAUCCUUGUCCCGGUUAUCACAGGCUUGGGGACGUUUGUGCUGUGGCCGUGUGCGUAUUAUCUGCAUAGGGAGUAUUCGUGGGCGAUUUACAAGUGUGUGCAUGGGAGUUCGGAGAUUCGGAUGCGAUAUCUGGCUUAUGAGAUCUACCUCGUCCUGAUCAAACUUGACUUUUACUUCCUAGUCGGCUUCAUCAUCCAAUACGACCUGGUGGACGUGCACUUCAACGAACCCGAAUACACCCUAACCAUGCUCAUCAUUCCAGCCGCGUUUGUCAUCAUGGUCCUCGGAAUCUACUUUGUCCAGCACGAGCGCACCUUUUGCAUGAUUCCCAUCGUCGCAUGCUACCUAGGCCUAAUCGCCUACCUGCUCAGUCGGAUCAUCGUGCUCUGCGGGAACGGUCUACGUGCGAACACAGCCGGGAAAGACAUGAUGCUUCUCUUUGCGUUUGUAGCGCUGGCAUUUACAGCGGCGACGCUUGUGUGUGCGAUUAUCUGUAUGGUGAAUUUCAAUCGCGGGUUGAAGAUGGUUAAUAUGAAGCGGAAGGAUGUUGCGCGGGAGUCGUAUAUGAUGAAGGGUGUGGAGGCUGAUACUUCUUAUCAGGGGCGGAUGUCGCGGAUAUCAUUGGAUUAG
Aspergillus glaucus CBS 516.65 is the source of this 1035-nucleotide messenger RNA. RefSeq lists its product as uncharacterized. The transcript has 3 exons. The record is from RefSeq and is a predicted model, not a curated record. Bases 1 to 1035 code for a protein of 344 amino acids. Gene Ontology annotation, cellular component: Golgi apparatus. NCBI's taxonomy places the organism in Eukaryota, Fungi, Ascomycota, Eurotiomycetes, Eurotiales, Aspergillaceae.